CAUGUUCUCUGCUACCCAGUCCACAUUACUCAUGUGUAUCAAGGGCUCGACAUUGUCGUCUUCUCUGUUCUCAAAAAGUGCUGGUCUGAAGAGCGAGACAAGUGGCAUAGAGCAGAAGGCGCUGUUACAAAGAAGAACUUCCUCUCCAUCUAUGGAGCUGCUCAUGUUCAGGUGCUCACCAAAGAGGUUGUAGAGACUGCCUUUCAGAAGAUGAGAGUCUGGCCAUUCAAUCCAGAUGCAAUU
This is a messenger RNA of Laetiporus sulphureus 93-53, 243 nucleotides long. RefSeq lists its product as uncharacterized. The annotation marks the transcript as partial. NCBI's taxonomy places the organism in Eukaryota, Fungi, Basidiomycota, Agaricomycetes, Polyporales, Laetiporaceae. The record is from RefSeq and is a predicted model, not a curated record. The transcript has a single exon.